Messenger RNA from Synchytrium microbalum, 606 nucleotides. RefSeq lists its product as uncharacterized. NCBI's taxonomy places the organism in Eukaryota, Fungi, Chytridiomycota, Chytridiomycetes, Synchytriales, Synchytriaceae. The record is from RefSeq and is a predicted model, not a curated record. Gene Ontology annotation, biological process: nucleoside triphosphate catabolic process. Gene Ontology annotation, molecular function: nucleoside triphosphate diphosphatase activity. Gene Ontology annotation, cellular component: cytoplasm. The transcript is spliced from 3 exons. The coding region runs from base 1 to 606 and encodes 201 amino acids.
AUGGCUGCUGCAAGAACGACUAUAGUCUUUGUCACUGGAAAUGCCAACAAACUCAAGGAAGUCCAAGCUAUAUUAUCUGGUACAAAUAUCAAUCUCACCUCAUCAAAACUGGAUCUGGUCGAAAUUCAGGCAAGUUGCCGUGUUGGAACGUGUGGCACGACGCAAGAAUGUGCCAUAGAUAAAGCUAAACGAGCCUCUGCGGCUUUAGGAAACAUACCAGUGCUAACUGAAGACACUGCGCUUUGUUUCAACGCACUGAAGGGUCUUCCCGGUCCAUACAUCAAAUGGUUUCUGGAAUCUAUGGGACAUGAUGGUCUCAACACCAUGUUAUCGGGUUUCGAAGACAAGAGCGCGUAUGCUCUUUGUACAUUUGCACUUGUACCAUCUCCAGGUGCUGAGCCAAUUCUCUUUGAAGGACGGAAUGAUGGUAGAAUAGUGCCUGCGAGAGGACCGCUCGAUUUUGGCUGGGACCCAAUAUUCGAGUCUAACGACGGUAGUAGUGGAUUGACGUAUGCUGAAAUGGAAAAAUCGGUAAAGAAUCAGAUAUCACAUCGUGCUAGAGCCUUGGGAAAGCUAACGGAAUACUUGGCUACAACAUCAUUAUGA